Molecule: messenger RNA, 4123 nt
Organism: Thecamonas trahens ATCC 50062
Lineage: Eukaryota; Apusomonadida; Apusomonadidae
Product: tetratricopeptide repeat protein 21B
Exons: 3
Coding region: 1-3936 (1311 amino acids)
Biological process (GO): intraciliary retrograde transport; protein localization to cilium
Cellular component (GO): intraciliary transport particle A
Molecular function (GO): protein binding
Source: RefSeq, a predicted model, not a curated record
AUGAACACCGAGCGGCUGCUUGGGCACGCUCUGUACCUGGGCCACCUGGGCCACGUGACGGCCCUGGCCAACCAUUGUGCGGCGCUGCGGGCGUCGCAUGGGGACGACCCGCUGCUGGCACUGCUGGGCGGCGUGGCAGCGGCGGCUGUGGGCGAGGCCACCGACGCCGUGAGGACGUUGACACCCCUGGAGCGGAGUCAUGGACUGGCCUUAGCUGCCCAUGUUGGACUGGCCUAUGCCCAUGCCCAUGCUCAGUUUGUCGACACCGACGCUGUUCAGCACCAUGUGGCCGCCAUCGAGCAUGCCGCCGCAGGCGCCGACUCGGAAGCCCGCGCCACUGCCGUCGUCGCCGCCCUUGUCCUCCGCGAUAUGCAGGUCGCUCGCUCGCUGGUUGAUCCUCUCCGUGCAGGUGCUCCAGGCGGCGGCCUUCUGGACUGGCUCGGCCUCCCGGCCUGGGUCGACCUCGCCGCCGCCUCGGGCCGCUCUGCCCUGCUGGAGCGCGCGCUCUCAGCCUUUCGCGCUGCUAUCACCAACGCAGCGUCGGGCGGAGGCGGGUUUGGCUAUCCGGCGCUUGCCGCCGUGGGCAAGGCCAUUGUCGAGGUUGCGCUCGGCGCAGCGGAUGAUGCGCUCGACUCGCUCAACGCCGCCACUCUCGCCGCGCCUUGGACACCUGCGCCGGUGCUUGAGAAGGCUCACGCACUGGUAGCGCUUGGCGAGUGGGAACAGGCGGCAGAGCAGGUGGCCUCGCUCUCGGGCUCGUCGCUUGUUGGUCCUGCGGCUGCGGUUCUUGACGCUGUUAUUGCGCUCGCAUCGCGCGGUGGCGGUGUGGCCCGUCUCAAGUCGCAACUCGGGGGAGUGGUCUCGGCGCUCAUCGAGGCCGAGGGCGGCAAUGGCCGGCUGCUGGCGGCGGCAGGCGCCGAGCUUGAAUCGCUCAUUCCCGACUCGGCUCCGCGGCUGCUGAAGCGGACGACGCCGCUGUUUGAGGCGGCAGUCAAGGCCCAGAGCCACGACACGCUGUUGCUCGGCUCGUUUGGGCGCCACUGCCUCCGGCUCGGCGACUGCGCCAAGGCCGAAAAGGCCUUCCGUAAGUCGAUUAAGGUCGACGAGGGCAACGUCGCUUCGCUUUACGGCCUCAUCCUUACCCAGCUGGUGAGCGGCAAGAUCGACGAGGCAGCGACUCAGCUCGCGUUCCUCAAGCAGGUCCAGGGCUCGCUCGCCGACGCUACCCAUGCUACUCACGACCUUCCGGAUCCGAUGCUCUCCUAUCUUUUGCGCUCCAUGGCUCGCUCUCGGCGGCGCCGCCAUCUCGAGGCUGUCAACAGCCGGCCGCGGACCCGCGAGGCGUUGUCGGCGCUGGACCCCUGGCUCACUAUGCGCAUUUUCACCGCCUACCUCGAGUUUCUCGGCUCGGAGCCGCGCGAUACGACCGAGCCGCCGUCGCCGCUGGUGCCGCAAGCUACCCGACUUGUCGAGACGAUCAUGCGGCGACUGCCGGCAUACGCCGACGCGGUCCUUGGCCUUGCACGACUGCGGUUUGUUGACGGCGCGGUUGACAACGCGGCUGGCCUUGUCCAGCAGGCGCUUAGCCUCGACGACAGCGCAGCCGAGCCGUUCCUUCUCCAGGCACACAUCCACGUCAAGAACGGCAAGGUGCAGGCAGCGUCGCAGGCGCUCGAGCGCGCGCUUGCGUGCGACUUUCACAUCCGCGACACGCCGCAGUACCACCUUGUCGAGGCCGCCAUUUGCGUGCUCACCGAUGACUACGCCGGCGCUUUGGAGUCUCUCGACGCGGCGAUGAAGCUGCCGGGCGUGCGCGUCGGGAGCGAAGCAAGCGCCAAGACACCUGUUGCGCUCCAGGACCGCAUUGCCAUUUACGUCGAAGCUGCGCUUGUGCGUGCCAAGAGCGGGGCGGUUCACGAGGCGACCAAGAUGAUGCAGGACGCCGUCCACGCCUUUGGCGGCACGCUUCUUGGUAACGUGGUCGCCAUUGCUGGCGCCUCGCUUGAGGUGCUGCGAGGCAGCGUGGCCAACGCGCUCGGACUCCUCGGGCGGGCUGACCCAGACAAGCCGCACUACAUCCGGGCCAAGACGGUGGAGGCGCAGCUGUAUCUGACGGAGCUCAAGGACCGCAAGCAGUACAUCAAGACGUACAAGGCGAUUGCGGCCGAGUCCAACUCGGUCCAGGCUUACCUCAUGCUCGGCGACGCGUACGUGGCCAUUCAAGAGCCACUCAAGGCUAUCUCGGUCUAUGAGUCAGCGCUCAAGCUCGAGCCGGACAACUAUCAGCUGGCGGCCAAGAUUGGGAUGGCGCUAGUCAAGACGCACGACUAUGCCAAGGCUAUCGAGUACUACUCGAGCGCAGCCAAGUCAUCGCCGCACUCACUGGGCCUUGCCUACGAGCUGGCGGCGCUGCAUGCCAAACUCCGCGACUACGACGCGGCUCUGGACGCAGUCGAGGCGGCGCUGGGCGCCGCCGAGGACGAGGGUGACGACGUGGCCGCGGCGAUUGUUGCAGUCAAGCUCCGGGUGCUCAAGGCCUCGGUCCAUAGUCAGAGCAACGAGCUUGACGUGACACUUGGCGAGCUUGACACGGCACGAUCGGCGCAGGCGAGUCUGCUGCACCGACUGGAAGCCGAGUCGCCGGACGCGCUCGCCGAGCAGAAUCUGAUGAUGGCGGAGAUUUGUGUGGCCAUCGCCCAGCACCACGCCACGUUGCAGGACGCCGACGCAGCGCUGUCGAGCUACGAAGAAGCACUGCGGCACGCGCCGCACAGUCCGGACGUUCUGGUGCAGCUCGCACGGCAGCAUCUUCGGCUAGGUCACCACGAUGAGACGCGGAAGGCAGCGCUGGCGCUGCUGCAGCUCGACGCGUCGCACGAGGAGGCGUCGAUGAUGCUCGCUGAGCUCAUGUUUGCAGACCAGGACUACGACCAGGCGAUCUACCACUUUCAGGAGAUUCUCGAGGCCCAGCCGCAGCACUGGACGGCGCUUGGGCGGCUGAUUGACCUGUUGCGGCGGGCGGGCAAGCUCGACCAUGUACAGGCCUUCCUUGACCAGGCAGUGUCAUCGAGCUUUGAGGCGCGGUCGUCGCCAGGCUACGCACGGGCGUGCCAAGGCGAUGAUGCUAUCAACAAGGCACGGACGGCAUCCGAGUUUCGCGAAAAGGCGCUCGAGGCCAUGGUCAUUAUCUCGCUCAACCCGGAGGGGUUUGUCUCGCUGGCAGGGCCUGUGGCGGCGUUCGAGCCGUCGACGGGCCAUCGGAACCGGCUCUCGGGCGAUGCGCUGAUGACGGCGCAGGCGCUGCUCGACGAGCUUGAUCUGAUGUACAGCGCCAAGUCGGAGCCGCUACCGGCGCGGCUCGACGUGCUGCGGGCGUAUCUGCUUCUGGCGUCAGGGGAGGAGGCCGAGGCCGCAGCUCUGGUGGCCGACGUCCUCGCGGAGCAGCCGAGCCACCCGGGAGCGCUGACGUGCACGGGCGUGAUGGCGCUGCGCAAGAAGCAGCUUGGCGAGGCAAAGAGUGCGCUUGAGCAGGUUGUCGCACUGCCGUAUCUUGCGGAGGAGGCUGACGCGUUUGACACAGCUUUUCUCCUGCUGGCCGAUGUGUACGUGAGCGGACACCAGCUCGACCAGGCGUCAGAGCUUGUCAAGCGGGCGCUCUCGUUCAACGGCUCGCUGAUGAAAGGCUGGGAGUUCCUCGGAUACAUCCACGAGAAGCUUGACGCGUUUGUGGAUGCUGCCGAGUGCUACCGGUCAGCGUGGGAGCUGAGCAACGGCACGGCACUGGGCGUGGGCUACAAGCUCGCGUUCAACUACCUCAAGGCCGAGGCGUGGAUCCCCGCUGUUGAGAUUUGUCACGCUGUGCUCCGGGUUGACCCCGAGUACCCGCAGAUUCGCAAGAGCAUCUUGCGGGUGGCACGUGAGCAGCUCAAGCCGUAGUUUGCGAGUUGAAGGAUGUGUUUGAUGCGCAUUGGCUGCCGGUGCGGAGAAGGCGGCUACUUGCGGCGCCAGAUGCCGAGGUGGGCGGCGACAAACUCGUACUUGCGGAUGUGCUCGCGAAUGACAAAGGGGAUGUCACCUGACGAGACGAGCUCAAACGAGGAGUCAAGGGCAUCGGUGAGAGCCU